Blumeria graminis f. sp. triticale is the source of this 321-nucleotide messenger RNA. The record is from the annotation of a GenBank genome assembly. Lineage: Eukaryota; Fungi; Ascomycota; Leotiomycetes; Helotiales; Erysiphaceae.
AUGAUACCAGUGCCUAACCCGAACCGCGAAUUCCGCUACAACUGCCCAAAUGGUGCCAGCUACACAGAAGCUGAACUCUCGCAAAAAGUUCUGUUUGCUAGACAAUUUAUGCAUCCCGAUAAACCAGAUUAUCAAUAUCCUAUUGUGUUCGAUGCUUUUCGCUACGGUAUUACCGGAGAACUAUGGUAUUAUCCUAUGAUAGACGGCUCAGGUCCAUACGAUUACGUUGUAUUCAACACAGAAAAUCGAGUAGUGGGCGCAAUCAGUAGCACUUAUGAUGCAGAAGGCCGCGAGAUGGCUGAACCUUGUGAUUUAACGUAA